AUGCCGUUGAGUCGGAGAGCGUCUCCAGAGGCGCACCGAAUGAUGAGCGAAGCAUUCGCGGAUCUCGAACGAAUCAUCAUUGUCGCCGAUAGAGCGCAGCUAAAGGAUCUGACCCUUAACGAUGUUCGACAAGCUGCUCUCCAGAUUGAACAACAGCUCGCAGCAAGCCAGUCGCUCCGGAACAUGCGAAGGUUAGCACCAUUAUUCGCCGGCUUGGGUCACUACUCUCAAACAAUUGAGGUUUUGUGUAAUGGAACGCCCUACCUGCCCUGGAUAUGGGCUCCGAUAAAGCUUGUGUUGAAGAUAUCUGCCGAUUACACCGAAGCAUUCGAAGAGAUUAUCAGAAUCUAUAGCAAGCUAGCUGAGCCGCUGACUCGGUUCAGCUUUUUGCAACAGCCUUUCUCAAGCAACCCGGAAGUCCAGAACGCCCUGGCCGUUUAUUACUCCGACAUCCUCAAGUUUCAUGGGGAGGCCUAUAGCUUUGUCCGACGAAACGCCUGGCAACGACUGUUUGCUACCUCGAGGGGUCGUUUCCAACGGCGAUUCGACAACAUCCUCGCCGACCUCAAAGCACAUGAGAAACUGGUUGACAAAAUUGUCAUCGCCGCCAACAUAUCCGAAGCAAAGGAUAUGAGGGAGAAACUGGAAGACUGGAGACAGCAAGAAAUGAGCAAAUUCAAGAAACAAGAAGAGGACCAAACAAGCACCGAGUUUCAUGCCAUCCUGAGUGUCCUCAGGGUCGAUGAGACUCACCAGAUCAGGGUCUUCGACAAUCUUACUGCUGAAGCAAACCAGCAUCCCGGAUCCUGCGGCUGGAUACUCAAGCAACCGAAGAUCCAAGCAUGGGCCAGAUCUGACCGUGAUACCCAACUCAUCGUACUUCAUGGCUGCGUCGGCAGCGGCAAAAGUGUCUUGGCCGCUCAAAUCGGGACAUUUCUCCGAUCUUCAGAGCACUCUUUGGUAGUGGCACACUUUUGCACAUAUAUCUAUCCCGAGUCAACAGACUAUAACGACAUAAUGCGGUCCUUGGUGGUACAGAUUAUUCGCCAAGAUCCAGAACUUAUCGCGUUAUCCUACGACUGGCUUGUAUUGAAGAAGAAAAGUCCAAGUUGUGCCGUUAUGGAACAACUUCUUCGCCUUUUGGUCGAAGCUUUGGGGACUUCGCCAUCUCAGCAGAAGACGCUUCAUAUUGUUUUUGAUGGGUUGGAUGAAUGCGAUGACAGCACGAUAAGUAGCGUUGUGAAGACUCUCGAUAGGCUGGUUGCCACCGCUUCGUCUUCUGGAGCAACUAUACUCAAGGUGCUUUUAUGCACUCAAAUGACGCCUGCUGUUGCCAAAGUCGUCAAUAGGAAGCGCAAAAUCUCAUUAGCGGAUGAGGGAAUCCAUCUAAACCGGGCAAUUCAAGAUUACACCCUGCAGAGGAUCAACGCCAUUCGCCCGAAUCUUUCUCAGCUGGGCAUAACGGAUGAAGAUAUAACAAGGUUGGCAUCACAAAUUACGGAAAAAGCAGACGGCAUGUUUCUCUGGGCCAAGCUCGUCAUGGAGUUCAUAAGCAAGAACCUCUUUUACAGCCGCGAGGAGAUCUUGGAAGCUGCCAGUAAGCUUCCUCGAGAACUUGGAAAGUUCUACGGGCGGAUAUUGUCGCAGAUUAUGACAAACUUUGACGAAAGAUCUGAGCAAAGGAUCAGUUCUGUCCUAAGCUGGAUAUCAUUUGCCAAACGGCCACUCCGCUGCCCAGAGCUCUUAUCCGCCUUGGCUUUUGAUGCCGGACAUGAACAGGUGAAUGAACUGGUCCCGGCCUAUAUCCUCGACCGCUUUCUUCAGAGCUCUGAUAGCGCACUCUCAAUCACGGAAACUCAUUCGCAGAGGCAACAUGGCUUAGCUACUGUCCGUUGUCUCCUAUCCUGCCAAGAGAUUUUUGUGCCCUCAUAUCCAGAGGUCGAGCGGGUUGGAAGAAUACUUCGUGGAACUCAUGGCUUUCUCAUGUAUGCCACUCAAUUCUGGGUUGAUUACCUUUUGAAAGACCUUGACCAUGACCGAGGUCGCUUCUUCGAGUCGGAAAUCUUUGUGCUAUCUUGUCGUCUGGCCGAAGCAUUUACCGGCGCGAGACAAAGUCUCGAAGAGGCUGAUGGUGACAGACCCGAUCCACGGCUUGCCUUGAUACGACAAAGGCAUUACCCUCUGUACAUGAUGGCAAAAGCGUUAAUCUUGGAGCAAAACAAAGACACAUUAAGAGAUGUCAAUCGGUAUCAAGCGGUGAUUCGAGGAUUGCUAGACUGCCCCAACUAUCCAGGCAUCACAUUUCAAGAGCUUGAGCAAUUUAAGCAAGCUUUUCGGACAUCGGCAUUUACAUGUCGACUUUGGUCGUGUCCACAUGCCGUCGUCGGCUUCAACAACAUCGACUGCCUCACUCAGCAUGAGAAAGACCACGUCAAGCACGUCUGUCGGUUUCCAGGCUGCCAAUAUCCUGUAUUUACGUCAGCGAAAAUGCUCAAGGACCAUAUGGCCAAGUGGCAUGCCGAAGGAAGAUAUCAAUGCCAGACGAAGGACGAGCAUCAGAUCUAUGGUCAAAGACUCACUCUGCAGAUUCACAUGCAGAUACUUCUGAGCAACCUUCUGGUGAUGACGGUUUUGGCGCAGCACCACCUAAUGAUCAACUCAUACCUGUCAGUCGGACUUCACGCCUGCGAUCCUACUCAUUAUCACCAGAAUUUGGAGCUUCACCACGGCCCCCACCUGAUGAAACGGCUGAGACGCGAAUGA
Messenger RNA from Trichoderma citrinoviride, 2763 nucleotides. RefSeq lists its product as hypothetical. Bases 1 to 2763 code for a protein of 920 amino acids. The record is from RefSeq and is a predicted model, not a curated record. The transcript is spliced from 9 exons. Lineage: Eukaryota; Fungi; Ascomycota; Sordariomycetes; Hypocreales; Hypocreaceae.